This is a messenger RNA of Linum tenue, 2379 nucleotides long. The record is from the annotation of a GenBank genome assembly. Lineage: Eukaryota; Viridiplantae; Streptophyta; Magnoliopsida; Malpighiales; Linaceae.
AUGGCGACUUCAGUUGCUACCCUGGACCAUCCUCCUCCUUCAUUCGCUACUCUCCCAACUGACCGUAAGUCACUUAGCUUCGAGUUAGCCGACAAUCUCCUUAGUCGUGGCCUAUAUUCCUCUGCUCAGCAAGUCAUUCAGAGAAUCAUCAGUUCCUCCACUACUCUCGCUGACGCGAUUUCUGCAGCUGAUUUCGCUGCUGGACGCGGCGUGGAGCUCAGUCUGCAUUGCUAUUAUGUGCUUAUUAGGAGAGUCAUGGGCUUUGGUGAUUUUCAAUUCGCUCGGGCAAUUUACUUUCACGGAAUAGUUGAUAGAGGGCUUGAGCCGGACUCGAAUAUUGUAAACUCCGUGAUAGUUUGUCUGGCGAAAUUGGGAGAUUUGGAGGGGGCACUGGUUCUCUUUGACCGGCUUUGGGACAAGGGUUGGAUGCCCUGUGAAGCCGCCGGUGAUACAGUUCUCAGAGGGUUAUAUGAGCAGAAGCGGUUUCUAGAGGCACUUGUGUACUUCACUAGGAUUACGAACUUGAAGGUGCAUGUGGGUUUCUGGUGUUUUAAUAUCUUGAUCGAUGGUUUGUGUAAACAGGGCCAUCUUGUUGAAGCAUUGAAGGUGUUCGAUGUAAUGCGAGACAGGACUGGCUUGCCGCCGACUGUCCAUUUGUUGAAGUCACUAUUUUUUGGGUUUUGCAAGAAGGGAAUUUGUGUGGAUGCAGAGAGGGUUUGUCGAGAAAUGGAAGAACAUGGUUUCUUUGUGGAUGCAGUAAUGUAUUCUUCCCUAAUAAACGCUUACUGCAAGCAUAAUGAUCUGAGAAUGGCAAUAAUGGUUUUUUUCCGGAUGCUGAAGAUGGGAUGUGAACCAGAUAAGUACACUUACACCACGUUGAUUCAAGGAUUUCUGAAGAUGGGGUAUCCUGAUAAAGGAUUGAUUAUGUACAACCAGAUGUUAGACUUAGGCAUGCAGCCUGAUUUAGUUACUGCCCAGAGUAUUAUUAGUGGUUACUGUCAGAACGGAAAGGUGGAUUCUGCUAUGGAGUUUUUGGAUAGCAUGGCCCGCUCUAGUUUGGUUCCAAGUGUCCACAAUUAUACGUCAUUGCUUUCAGCACUGUACAAGCAGAACAGGUUUUCCAAUGCUAAGGUAUUGUUCAGAAACAUGUUAGACCGAGGAGUUAUCCCUGACCAUGUCACUUUCCUAAUUCUCAUGAAAAAUCUCCCGAAGGGGCAGGAACUUGAACUUGCUUUCUUCAUCUUAAGGGCAAUUGCCAGAAAUGGAUGUAGGUUAGAUCCUUGCUUGCUCUCUGUUUCUCCUGAGAUAUGCUCUACUGUGGAUUUACAGUAUGAAAUUGAAAUUAUACUGUUGGAAAUUGUGAGAUCAAAUUGCAAUCUGGCAAAUGUGUCUUUUGGCAUCUACAUUAGUGCCUUGUGCGAGAGUGGAAAGUUUGAAGCUGCUUUGGCUUCUUUUGAAACGCUCAGGGGACUUGGCUGCCGUCCGUUGCCUUUCACCUUCAAUUCAUUGAUCAAGGGACUUUGCAAGCAUGGGUUACGCCAGGAAGUUAAGUAUUUGCUUGGUAUUAUGCAAAAACACGAAAUUGUUCCAGACUUCGCAACUUUCUUGAUACUAGUGAGAGAGUUCUGCACACAAAAUGACUUGACAUCUGCUUUUGAUGUUUUAGAUGAGAUGAAGCAGUGUGGAAUCAAGCCUACUGUAGCUAUUUAUGAUUGUAUCAUUGGUUGUUUAACUAAAGGAGGCAAAAUGUCUGAAGCUGAAACUUGGUUCAUGAAGAUGAUUGAGACUGGUUUGGAUCCCGAUGAAAUGAUUUGUGUCACUAUGAUCAAUGGUUACUUCAGGAAUAAACAAUCUCAGAAAGCCUUAUCCCUGUUUGAUGUUAUGGUGAAGAAUGGGAUCCAACCUACUAGAUUUUCUUAUAAUGCCUUGAUGAAGGGGCUAGUCAAGAACAAAAUGGCUCCAUGUGCAUUGACAGCUGUGAUGAGGGCUCAUGAUGGACGAGUUCACAGGGUUUCUUGUCUCACUUUAAUAAAACAGAAAAUAUAUAAAAUAACAAAUUGGUCUCAGCACUUCUACAAGUUUGAACUCCAGAAUUCAGGGUCACAAUCUGCUUCUGGUGGAGAAAGGUCAUUAUUCAGUGCAAUUGAACUAUACCAGCUUCGAUAUCCAUGUGGGCCAGUCUCGCUCAUUUUUUGUCACCAUGGAUCAGAAUGCAAAGUGCAUCCUGGAGCAUGGACCGCUGUUCUUGCAUCCCUGGAUAAUGCUGCAGCUCUUGUCCCGGAAGUGGUAUCUUGUGCAGAAGGUUCGGAUGAAGUUGCGCAGAAGAUCCUUGUCAAUGGGGUACAGGAAUUGGCAUUAAGUGCGAAGGCAGUUGUUUAA